Messenger RNA from Myripristis murdjan (pinecone soldierfish), 4951 nucleotides. RefSeq names its product phosphatidylinositol glycan anchor biosynthesis, class U (gene pigu). The record is from RefSeq and is a predicted model, not a curated record. The transcript has 12 exons. Lineage: Eukaryota; Metazoa; Chordata; Actinopteri; Holocentriformes; Holocentridae. Gene Ontology annotation, cellular component: membrane; GPI-anchor transamidase complex. The coding region runs from base 11 to 1318 and encodes 435 amino acids. Gene Ontology annotation, biological process: attachment of GPI anchor to protein.
CCUUGUCAAGAUGGCGGCUCCCUUAACUCUACUUCUGGUUGUCGCCGUUACGAUCCGCGCAGCGCUCUUCAGGUCCAGUUUGGCGGACUUAAUAGCGGAGCGGGUGGAGGUGGUGUCUCCGCUGAACGCCUGGAAGAGAGUGGUGGAGGGUCUGGCUCUGCUGGACCUGGGAAUCUCGCCUUACAGCGGAGAUGUGUUCCAUGAGACACCCCUCAUCAUCUACCUCUUUCACUUUCUGGUGGACUACGCAGAGAUAACCUUUAUGAUUGCAGAUGGGAUCACGGCUGUGGCUCUCUACAUUGCAGUGAAGGAGUACAACAAACAAGUGUUCAGAAAGCAGAAAUAUGCCUUGGAAGCAGACCGCUACCCCCUGGACUGCCUGGAGCUGAUCAGAAGCCCCAAAGAAAUGUAUUACAUUCCUCUGAAAGUAGCCAUGUUUUACCUGUUGAACCCGUUCACCAUCCUGUCCUGCGUUGCCAAGUCAACCUGUGGACUGAACAACGCUGUCAUUGCGCUCUUCAUCCUCUGUACAAUUAAAGGAAGUGCCUUGUUGAGUGCCAUUUUCCUGGCUUUGGCCACGUAUCAGUCAGUCUACCCACUUACACUCUUUGCACCAGCACUGCUGUAUUUGCUACAGCGUCUGUACAUCCCGGUGAACAUUCGGCGGCCCAGCUUCUGGUGGUACACCCUUCAGUAUGCCUUCAUGUACCUGGGCAGCCUGUUCGUCAUCAUCUGCCUGUCCUUCUUCCUGCUGGGCACCUGGGACUUCCUGCCGUCCGUCUACGGCUUCAUUCUCUCAGUGCCAGACCUGACGCCCAACAUCGGCCUCUUCUGGUAUUUCUUCGCCGAGAUGUUUGAACAUUUCCGCCUUUUCUUCCUCUGCGUCUUCCAGAUCAAUGUUUUCUUCUACACCAUUCCCCUGUCUAUCAAACUCAAGGAGCACCCGGUGUUUCUAAUCUUCAUGCAGUUAGCUGUGAUCUCCAUUUUUAAGUCCUACCCCACAGUGGGAGACAUCGCCCUCUACCUUGCUUUCCUGCCCGUCUGGAGUCACCUCUACAGAUUCCUGAGGAACGUCUUCCUGGUGUCCUGCGUCCUGCUGGCCUGUUCUGCCCUGUUCCCUGUGCUCUGGCACCUCUGGAUCUACGCCGGCAGCGCCAACUCCAACUUCUACUACGCCAUCACGCUGCUGUUCAACGUGGCACAGAUCCUGCUGGUCUCGGACUAUUUCUACGCCUACCUGAGGAGAGAAUACCACCUCACCCACGGGCUGUAUCUGAAGAGGAAAGACGGCUCUGAGGCCACACUGGUCCUUAAAUAGAACCGCACAAAUGCACACACACACACACACACACACACACACACACGCUCAUACACAAACUAUCUGGCUCCCAGCUUCUACCAGAAGAGGAGAAACUGCUCUGAGGUCACACUCGUCCUCAAAGGGAACAAACAGUAGAGGAAUGACGGCUUUCAAGCAGCUCCUCAAACAGAACAUUAACACACACACACACGCAGAAAAGUGUGCUCGGUACAAGAAGAAGUCACACCCUAUCACAUUACACACACACAUGCAGAUGAGCAGGAUGGGAUGUAGGACUUUGACAUCCUCCUGCCUCGUCAGACAGCCAGACGAGCAUUGCUACAGAACACCUUCCCCCUGUUUUUGCUUUGUCUUCUGGAGAGUUAUAUAUAUAUAUAUUUUUUUUUUAAAUUCUAACUCCUCUUGCUGCCUUCUGAAGAAGACCUUUUUUUUCAGGAUUUCGGGCUAAACGGACACACAACUUAAUGAUUUGAUGAUUCCUGAUAUCUAUCUGUAGCCUCCAUGCCGCCACCCUCAGUUACUGUCUGUUGGGUUUGUUUUUUUUUCGCUGUCUCGUUAGUUUCUUACGAUGUUUUUUUUUUUUUUUUUUUUUUUAAUGAGUGCUAUCAUCACCAUAACAUUUUUUUUCUCAGUUUUCUCUUGUAAUUUUAAAUGUGACAAACUCAGUGUUGCUUCUUUGUGGGAGUCAAGCCAGUAACUGAAUUCAGGGUGCACAGCUUUGAACACUAGAUGGAGCUGUGAGACCUUCAGCUACCUGUUGACAGAGCCAUUGAUUUAGAGGGGGCUGUGACACUUAAACCCGAGGCCCCAGUAGUUCUCAUUAAAAAAAGAAUGACAAAAUGCAAGCACCAUCAACUGUGCUGCUCGAGUUUGGGAAAAGGUGAGACUAGGACUAGAAGUUUGUUUGGACCAAACAAACAAUCUGGUCCUAUAAACAUGGUCCUAUAAGCUGGCCUGGCAAUUGUCCAUUGCCAGUGUGUUGUUGUGUUGUUGUUUUUUUGUUGUUGUUGUUGUUUUUUAUGGUCCAUACCAGUGAUUUUGAUUGAGGUGCAUUAUUAACCACAUUUUACUUUGCAACAAACCAUUUUGCAAAUCAAAAUCCCUCCAUUUUCAAAUUUGUAGUUUUGAUGGAAAUGGCCGCUUAUAAUGUUCUGCUUCUGUGGCAAACAGCAUCAUCACCGUACAUAAACCACAGAACUGAUGAUUGGCUGUGUAAAGUUUCCCCGGGAACUAUUUUCCAGCGGGGAGACUGUUUUACUCUACCCAGUUUCAAGUCAUCAAAACACAACAGUGCUGCUGCUUUGAAGAAAACUAAUGUGGACAAACUUUAUUGCAGUGAUGUGAUACUGGUGUGCAGAAAGUCUGAAGUCUCUGAAAGUUCAGUUGAUGUGAUUUUCAAAUAAUUCUUGAGUUCUAAAAUGCAGCUGCUUGCUUUGGGAAAAGUUUAGCUGUACAAACAAACCAUAUGUGCAUUUAUAGAUAUUACACUAAACAUUCAAAAUCACUGGUAUGGUCCUUUCAAUACUUCUAAUGGCUUUUUAGUGUUCCCUUUCUUGAUUCUGACAAGGAACAGACACCUUUACAAUUUAUAAUCAGAGUUUUGGCUAAUGCUGCAACAAAGAUAGAUGAAGGUCUGCGCAUUGUAGCUCCUUUAUGUGCAGUUUAUUCAGACAUCCACCAUGGUUACUGGUGGAUGUCUGAAUAAACUGCACAUAACUACUGCUGCUAGCACACUUUGUAGGCUAAUGUUGCAACAAAAUCUAGUUCCAGGAAUUAUUGUGGAAUUAAUGAUGGCUUUAAAAAAAAAAGACAACGUCCAGACUCCUCAUGUUGCAUCUUUUAUAGAUACACGCCAAUGUCUGUAGACAGCCACAUGGAGGCUGAACACUGGAAUACUGUAAGCUCAUCUGUAAACUGUAGCGAGUGGACAACAGUGAAAAAUUUAGGCCCCUUCAGGAUGAUGAAUGAAAUGCAGCUUAUUGGUGAUAUUUGAGCUAGCAGAAUGUUUACUCGGUUUACUUGGUCAGGAAAGUGACCUCCAUUCUUAAAUUCUGCAUAAGAUGCUUUCGUAGCUCACAGUCAUGACCGUACCCUAACAUUUAGCCAUUUAGACGUUAAUGGCCCAUUGACAUCAAAUGGUUAUAAUCACUGGAGCAACCUAAUGAAUCAAGAGCUGUUCCAGUGUUUCUACAAAAUAUCUGUAGUGUUCUGGAGACUUAAGUUGCCCUUGGUGAUGAUUAUUUUCAGCCUUUUUGCAUUUAACAAACAAACCUAACACACUGCAGUUCACGCUUUACAGCAGCUGAAAAAUCUAGCAAGGAGCUUUUGUUUAAAAGUCGAGAUGUUGAAACACUAUGAAAAACAAAAUGUUUAUUUUCUUAGUGUUCUGAAUUGCCAUUCCCUGUGUCAGACUUGAGACAUUUCCUUGUUGCUGAACUGUUAAUAAUAAUUAUAAUUAUUAUAAUUUUACAGCUGACAUGGGCAGUAUAACAGGAAGCUCAUAUCAACCAUCUUUCCCUCAUGACUUGAAAACACGCCCCUUAUCACACACUACAUGUCUGAUUCUGCAAGGCCAGUGUCAGACGAAUUGAAGGAGUCCCUCAUGUGCCCAACUGUCAAGUUGGGCACAUUACUCGUAAAAGCUGGGGUGGAAAAAACAGACACUCAAAUUAAGGAUUUCAAGAAACAGUACAGCCGAGAACUUUUCAAAUGAUGAUCAAUGGGAGACAAGUGCUUAAUUUCAUGGUACGCUACUGAAGCAUUUCUGCCUUUCAUGCUCUUUAAACAAGCCCCAAGCACCAGUAAUCAGAAAUCUUGAGAGUUUUUUUUUUUUUUUUUUAACUUCGCUAUUAAAAAUGAAUAAGAGCUAAAAGAACAAACUAUUAGUUUUUGGUUGAAAUCAUGAUAAAGACUGAACAUGGAGUGGAGUUCACAAAACAUGAAUGAGUUUUUAAUGUUAAGAUGAAGGCAUUUGCUGACUUUAAAAUGAUGUUAAAGCAGCAGCAUCAGAAAAACAAAACAGAGAGUCUGCUCUUGACUUGCUGAAAUGAUCUCAGCAGCAGCAGCAGAUGGAUGUGAGGGGGAAAAGAUCAGGCGUGUCAUCCUCGGUUGUUGUCCUGUACUGGUAUCCAUGUUAAAAUACACUAAAGCUGUGAGACCAUCACACACACACACACACACGCACACACACACACGCACAAGUCUCAGCUCAUCUCAACUCGCUGUCCCCACUUACAAUAUUGACUAACAGAAACAAGAGCCCAUUGUGCUUGACUUCUCUGUUGCUCUCUGCUUUGUUGAAUGUAAUUCAUGUUGCUUGUUUUGUGUUUUGUUUUUAUGUUAUUCCACGGUGGCCAUUGUGAAACCUAUGAGUGGAUUAACGGCUAAUUCCAUCGAAAUAUUUAUUUAUAUGGUGCACUGAAAACUUUGUGUUGAGAGUUUAUUUUGUCUUUUCUUUCUUUUUUUCCCCCAGAAAAUAGAGGAGCUCUUAUGUUGUUUUGAUACUGUAUAUAAAUAUAUGUUAAUGUGUUUGUUUUAUUACAUGAAAGGGCAAAGGUAUGUUGGAUGAAUGAAUUAAUGAAUGAACAUGUCAUCAGUGACGAUGAUUAUUAAAAUUCAGGUGUUGGCUUA